Molecule: messenger RNA, 1164 nt
Organism: Harpegnathos saltator (Jerdon's jumping ant)
Lineage: Eukaryota; Metazoa; Arthropoda; Insecta; Hymenoptera; Formicidae
Product: leukocyte receptor cluster member 1 homolog
Exons: 3
Coding region: 221-1126 (301 amino acids)
Source: RefSeq, a predicted model, not a curated record
UGACCAAUCAUCGAUUGUUCUCCUUAUGAUCGAAGAAUAAUCGACUGUGAUUGGUUAAUUUGCCUACUGCAGUCUAUUACAACCUCAAUGUAGAAUGACCUUUACUGCUUACGCUUAGAACCUUAUUCUUGCAGCCAGUAGAUGGGCCUUGAAAGUUCUCUAGUAGGCUUAACCUAACUUUUUACCUCUACGGGACAGUAGUUUUCAUUUAUUAUUGGCAAUGAAUAUUUUACCAAAGAAAAGGUGGCAUGUCCGAACGAAAGAGAAUAUCGCUCGUGUACGUCGGGAUGAAGCAAAAGCUGCGGAAGAGGAGAAGAUUAAACAGGCGCGAAUUCAAAAAGCUGAAACAGAAGCAAAAGUAAAUUUGUUACGGCAUCAAGCUAGAUCCAAAUAUGACGGUCGUGUGGAAACUAAUAUUAGUAGUACAAAAUCAGAGCAUGUCAACUUUUUUGUUGACUUAGAAGAUAAUAAGAUUGACUAUAAUAGGCCAAAUAUUGAACAUGAGAAAGAGAAGAAAGAAGAAAAGGAAAAAUAUGAGAAACAAAUUGGUUACUUAACAUAUUUAGGGCAAGAUACAAAUGAAGCAUUAGGAAAGAAGAAUUGGUACGAAGAAUUACCAAAAAGAAUGAUGGAUACAGACAAGAAUAUAGAAAUAGAAACAAAGAAAAAAACUUUGAUAGAUCCAAUGGUUGACAUAAAAAGAUAUUUGACUGUUACGCAUUCAAAAUCAACCAAAGAUCAACCAACAGUAAAGACAGAAGCUGUUAAACGAAAAUAUGAUACUGAUGACUCUUAUUCUAAUCAGAAGAGUCAUAGUCCACACAAGAAACAUAAAAAGGAUAAGAAAUAUAAAAAACACAAAAAAGGAAAGAAUAAAGAAUCUGUCAAGAAGGAAGAAGUUAAAAGCGAAAGUAAUAUAAAUAUAGAGCAAUUGAGAGCAGAAAGAUUGUUGAGAGAACAAAGUGAAAAACUAAGAACCAAUGCCUUAAUGGCCAAAAUAAGAGGUGAUCCAGUAUCUGUUGUAGCAUCUGAAACUCCUAAACCUACAAUAAAACAAAAAUAUAAUUCACAAUUCUUUCCUGAAAUUGCUAGACAAAAUAUGGAGAGAACACCCAAACAUGCGUGAUUUGACAUAUAUAGGCUUUUUGAAAGUAACUUAUAUUU